AUGGCUUCAUUGAUAAACUUUUUGAAAUAUCCCCUCAGAACUUUUAACAAGUCUGGUGUUGUCAUUGAAAAGCACAUAAGAAGGUUCUCCGUAAAUUCCUCUCAGCUGGCAGCCUACGAAGCGGACGGGAAAACUACAGUUAAUAUUUUGAAUAGUGAGGAGGGUGCUUCUAUGAUGAUCAAUAGUUACAGUCUACUAGGGUUUCGUCUCAACAACGGUAUUUUCGUAGUGGGUCCGGUAGCCAUGUUCCCUCGUACGGUGCUCAGUUGGAACGUGAAAGAUGACUACGAUGUAAACGAAAAGAGCUUGUCUUUGUUUCUCCAUCUGGCACCGAAGUUGGAUGUGCUGGUCAUCGGCCUCAGUGAUGCGAGGAAUCAACAACUCCUGAUGAACGUGCGGAAGGAAGUGUACGAGAUGAUGAAUCGGUGGAAGCCAGAGGAUAGAAUGAACAUUGAAGUUUUGCCGACGGAGAAAGCUGUGACAACAUUUAAUUUCUUAAAUGCUGAGAAACGUUUUGUAGGCGCUGCACUCAUCCCCCCCACACAUUACAGUGCUACUCUAGACGAUGAGUUCCGUACCGCUUAUCUCACCAAGAAGAGGGAAAGUAAAGAGAAUGACAUUUUGCUUGGAGGUUAAAAAAUUACCUUUUCCAUAUUAGGCUGUGGUAUAGACUGCUACUUUACUUAAGAAAAGUUGUAUUUACUUUGUAAAUAAAAUGCUUUAGUUUUGUUGUA
Messenger RNA from Homalodisca vitripennis (glassy-winged sharpshooter), 734 nucleotides. RefSeq names its product NADH dehydrogenase [ubiquinone] 1 alpha subcomplex assembly factor 3. Gene Ontology annotation, biological process: mitochondrial respiratory chain complex I assembly. The record is from RefSeq and is a predicted model, not a curated record. The coding region runs from base 1 to 636 and encodes 211 amino acids. Lineage: Eukaryota; Metazoa; Arthropoda; Insecta; Hemiptera; Cicadellidae. Gene Ontology annotation, cellular component: mitochondrial inner membrane. The transcript has a single exon.